Pogoniulus pusillus (Red-fronted tinkerbird) is the source of this 10329-nucleotide messenger RNA. RefSeq names its product dachsous cadherin-related 1 (gene DCHS1). The record is from RefSeq and is a predicted model, not a curated record. Lineage: Eukaryota; Metazoa; Chordata; Aves; Piciformes; Lybiidae. Gene Ontology annotation, biological process: homophilic cell-cell adhesion. Gene Ontology annotation, molecular function: cadherin binding; calcium ion binding. Gene Ontology annotation, cellular component: plasma membrane; catenin complex. Bases 333 to 10130 code for a protein of 3265 amino acids. The transcript has 21 exons.
CCGCGGGGCAACCGGGACGGCAGCGGCACCGGGGGGUGGCACCGAGGCACCGGGAGGCGGCACCGAAGCGCCGAGGCGGCCGCGGUAUAGGAGGGCAGCGGAGCGCCGGGGAGUACUGGGGCGGUCAGCGGUACAGGAGCGCCCAGCGGCACCGGAGCACGGCGGCACCGGGGCGGCUGGUGGCACCGGAGCACGGCGGCACCGAAGCGGCCGCAGGACGUCUCGGCGGGGCCGGACCCUGCGGGAUGCGAGCGGCAGCGGCGCGGACGCGCGGUGAUUAGAGCUCGCUGCGAGGGAGACUCUGCCACCCCCUGCUCUGCGCACCAGCGGCCAUGGAGCCAGGGAAGGGCUCGGCCGUGCUGCUGCUGGAGCUGCUCAUUCUCGGCGGCCUGAGGGCAGGGAAGGGCUCGGCCGUGCUGGGGACCCUGGAUCUACAAAUAGACGAGGAGCAGCCGGCCGGCACCAUCAUUGGGGACAUCAGCGCCGGCCUGCCCCCCGGCACCAGCGCCUACAUGUACUUCAUCUCGGCACAGGAGGGCAGCGGGGUCAGCACCGACCUGGUAAUCGAUGAGAACACGGGCAUCAUCACGACGGCUCGCGUGCUGGACCGGGAGGCACGGGACCACUACAGCUUCAUCGCUGUCACCCCCGAGGGCGUCACGGUGGAAGUGAACAUCCACGUGAAUGACAUCAAUGACCAUGCUCCGGCCUUCCCCAAGAGGCACAGCACCUUCCAGAUCCCGGAACACACCCCCCUGGGCAGCAGGUUCCCCCUGGACCCCGCCUUCGAUGCUGACAGCGGCCUGCUCAACACGCAGGGCUACGUGAUCAGGGGAGGGAACGUGGGGCAGGCCUUCCGCCUGGAGACACGCCGGGGGCCCAAUGGGGUCCUCUUUCUGGACCUGGUGGUCGGCGGCGUCCUGGAUCGGGAGAACCGCUCGUCCUACUCGCUGCUGCUGGAGGCCUACGACGGCGGCUCCCCUCCCCGCAGCACCCAGAUGACGCUGGACGUGUCCAUCCAAGACAUCAAUGACAACGCCCCCAGCUUCAACCAGAGCCGCUACCACACCCUCAUCUCUGAGAACCUGAGGCCAGGCAGCAGCAUCCUGCAGGUCUUCGCCUCAGACGCGGAUGAAGGGGACAACGGGGAUGUGAUUUACGAGAUCAACCGGCGGCAGAGCGACCCUGACCAGUACUUCACCAUUGACUCCCGCACCGGGGUCAUCAAGCUCAACAAGGGUCUGGACUACGAGGUGAGGAAGGUGCACGAGCUGGUGGUGCAGGCACGGGACAGGGCUGUGCACCCCGAGAUCAGCACGGCCUUUGUCACCAUCCACGUGCGCGACUACAAUGACAACCAGCCCACCAUGACCAUCAUCUUCCUGAGCGAGGACGGCUCCCCGCGGAUCUCCGAGGGGGCGCAGCCGGGCCAGUACGUGGCGCGCAUCUCCGUGUCCGACCCGGACUAUGGCGAGUACUCCAACGUCAAUGUCACGCUGGAGGGGGGUGAUGGCAAGUUUGCCCUCACCACCAAGGACAACAUCAUCUACCUGAUCUGUGUGGACCAGCUCCUGGAUCGGGAGGAACGAGACUCCUACGACCUGCGGGUGACAGCUACCGACUCGGGGACGCCCCCGCUGCGGGCGGAGUCAGCCUUCGUGCUGCAGGUUGUGGACGUCAACGACAACCCACCGCUCUUCGACCAGCAGGAGUACAGGCAGAGCAUCCCCGAGGUCGUGUACCCAGGCAGCUUCGUGCUGCAGGUGACAGCUCGGGACAAGGACCAGGGCCCCAACGGGGAGGUGCGGUACAGCAUCGUGCAUAGCCACAACACCCACUCCACCUGGUUUGCCAUAGACCCCACCACAGGCAUCAUCACCACCACUGCCCCGCUGGACUACGAGAAGGACCCUCAACCUCAGCUGACCGUGCUGGCCACAGACCGGGGCAGCCCUGCCCUCUCCUCCUCAGCUGUGGUCUACGUGGCGCUGCAGGAUGUCAAUGACAAUGAGCCAGUCUUCAGGAGCAACUUCUACAACGUGUCCCUGAAGGAGAACACCCCUGUCGGGACCUGCUUCUUGCAGGUGACGGCCACGGAUGCAGACAGCGGCGCCUUUGGGUCCCUCUCCUACUCCAUCGGCUCUGGCAUCGGCAGCGUGGUGCCCACGCAGUUCCGCGUCGACAAGGACACCGGGCAGCUCUGCACCGCGCAGCCGCUGGACCGCGACGAGGGCACAGCCGCCUUCGACUUCACCGUCACGGCGGUGGACGGGGGCGGCCUGAACUCCAUGGUGUACGUGAAGGUGUUCCUGGAGGACAUCAACGACAACCGCCCCGUGUUCUACCCGCUGGAGUACGCUGCCAGCCUCAGCACGCAGAGCAUGCCUGGCACGGCCGUGCUGCGCGUGGCAGCGCACGACAAGGACGAGGGCCCGCACGGGCAGGUGUCCUACAGCAUCCUGCGGGGCAACUCGCCCCCGCUCUUCGCCCUCAACCAGGACACGGGUGUCAUCUCACUGUCAUGGUCCCUGAGUGGCAAAGCCAACACCCUGGUGCAGCUGGUGAUUGCCGCGCAGGACGGUGGGGGCCUGCAGGCCCAGCCCAGUGCCCGGGUGAACAUCAGCAUCGUGGAGGGCACCGUCUCACCCCCGGUCUUUGAGCAAGCCCAGUACUUCUUCACUGUGCCCGAGGACGUGCCCCUGGGCGCCAGUGUAGGGGCUGUGCGGGCACAGAACCCUCCAGGGCACACCGAGGACAUCUUCUACUCCAUCUCCUCGGGAGACCCUCAUGGCUACUUCUCCAUCGACUCGGCCUCUGGGCAGCUCCACACCAGCCUGGCCCUGGACCAUGAGUCGCAGGCCACGCUGACGCUGGACGUGCAGGCGCGCAGCGGCUCCCCGCCAGCCUACAGCCACGCGCGUGUCCGCAUGGCAGUGUCAGACGUCAACGACAAUGCACCGCUGUUCCCCGGCCCCGCCGACUCCAUCCUGCUGCCCGAGGCCACGCAGCCCGGCACCACCGUCUACACGCUGCAGGCCGAGGACCGUGACAGUGGUGCCAAUGGCCAGGUCAACUUCGAGCUGGCGGUGGGCGGUGAUGGUGCUUUUGCUGUGGAGCACUCCUCGGGUGUGGUGCGGCUCACCAGGGCCCUGCAGUACGAGGCCGGCGCAGGCUACGAGCUGGUGAUUGUGGCUCGCGACGGCGGCGUGCCCCAGCUCAGCUCCACCUUCACGCUGCUGGUGCAUGUGCAGGCUGAGCACGACCACGGCCCCGUCUUCGACACACUCACCUACCGCGUGGAGCUGCGGGAGGGCGUGCCCGUGGCCACCCGCUUCCUGCAGGUGCGGGCGCUGGCGCGCGACGCCGAGGCACCCACCCUGACCUACCACCUGCGUGCGGACGGCGAUGCCGCCAGCUUCGGCAUCGCGCCAGACAGCGGCUGGCUCUACGUCAAGAGCGCCCUGGACCGCGAGACGCGGGACCUGUAUGUGCUGACGGUACUGGCCUCAGCGGGCAGUGGUGCGGGUGAGGCACGGAGGACUGGCAGCAGCACCGUGAGGGUCAGCAUCACCGACGAGAAUGACAACAGCCCGCGACUCAGCGAGGAGCGCUACUUCUUCACCGUGCCUGAGAACCAGGCCCCUGGCAGCGGCGUGGGGCGGGUGGCGGCCACCGACCGCGACGCAGGGCAGAACAGUCGCCUCUCCUACCGCCUGCUACCGCCCGACCCUGCCUUCCUCAUCCACCCCCAAACAGGGGAGCUGAGCACCCGGCGCAGCCUGGACCGGGAGCUGCAGUCCAGCCACCAGCUGCUGGUGGUGGUGGCGGACGGCGGAGCGCCGCCGCGCAGUGCCACGGGCACCGUCCUCGUCACGGUGCUGGACCAGAACGACAACGCUCCGAGCUUCCUGCACCGCGCCGCGGGCCCGGAGCUGCCGCUGCAGGUGCCGGAGGAGAAGCCGCCAGGGCUGCUCGUGGCCUCGCUGCAGGCCAAGGACCCCGACGAGGGCGAGAACGGCACCGUCGUGUACUCGCUGGCAGGCGCCUGGUCGGAGCGCUUCUCGCUGCACGCCGCCAGCGGAGAGCUGCGCACCGCGGCCGUGCUGCGCCGCUCCGAGCGCGCCGAGUACGUCCUGACCGUGACUGCCAGCGACUGCGGGGCACAGCCACUCCGCACGGCCGCCAGCCUCCGCCUCCAGGUCCUGCCAACCUCCCGGGUGCUGCCACGGCCAGAUGCCACAGUGCUGACCCUGCACCCCCCUGAGGGGCUCAGGCCGGGGUCAGUGAUUGGCUCGGUGGCACCCCCGGACGCCUCAGCACGGGGAGAGGUGACCUACACCCUGGUGGGGGGCGGUGGUGACGGCAGCUUCGUAGUGGACAGUGAGAGCGGAGCGGUGCUGGCGGCACGGGAGCUGGACUACGAGGCGGGGGCGCGGCACGUGCUGCAGGUGAGCGCCGAGGACCGCCGCCAGGGCUACCCCCGCAGCCGCCUGCUGCUGGUGCAGAUCCAGGUGCAGGACCGCAACGACCAUACGCCCGCCUUCCCCACGGACCCACUCAUCAUCGUGGUGCCCGAGGGCGCCCGGGCUGGCGCCACUGUCUUCACCUUCCAGGCGCAGGAUGGGGACGGGGCUGGCCCCAACAGCCAGGUGCGCUAUGCCCUGCGGCGCCAGGAGCCCCCCGGGGCCCCCUUCCAGCUUGACGCCCACUCGGGGGUGCUCAGCCUCCAUCGCAGCCUCGACCGGGAGGCCGCUGCCUCCUUCCUGCUGGUGGUGGAGGCCACGGACCAGGCGCGCAACGUCAGCCAGCGCCGCUCGGCCGUUGUCACCGCCCGUGUCUUCGUCAGCGAUGAGAACGACAACGCGCCCGCCUUCCUGUCACCUGCUGCCGUCGCCGUACCCGAGGACCAGCCCACCGGCUUCGUGGCCCUGCACGUGGUGGCCCACGACGGUGACCUGGGCGAGAACGGCCGCGUCAGCUACGCGCUGCGGGCAGGCAACAGCAACGGCUGCUUCCACCUCAAUCCCAGCACCGGUGCACUGUCCAUCGUGAGGGCCCUCGACCGGGAGGAGAUGGCACAGCACAACCUGACAGUGGUGGCCAUGGACCACGGCUUGCCACGGCGCUCGGCCACGCAGCUGCUAUCGGUGCUGGUGCUGGAUGUUAACGACGAGGCACCUGCCUUUGAGCAGCUCGAGUAUGAGGCCCAGGUGAUGGAGAACCUGCCAGCGGGCAGCCCUGUGCUGCGUGUGCUGGCCACAGACCACGACCUGGGUGCCAAUGGGCAGGUGUCCUAUGGGGGUCUCGCCGGGGGGCCGUUCUCCAUCAACCCGCAGACAGGGCUCAUUGUCACCACACGCGCCCUGGACCGUGAGCAGCAGGAGCAGCACCUGCUGACGGUCUAUGCCCGUGAUGGAGGCCUCCCACCCAGGCUGUCCAAGGCCACGGUGCGGGUGCAGGUGGGCGAUGAGAACGACCACGCGCCGCGCCUGGAGAGCCAGGCCUGUGCCCUGCAGGUGCCCGAGAACCAGAGCCGCGUGGCACUGCACACGCUGCGGGCCACCGACCCCGACGCUGGCGACAACGGGCGCCUGCAGUACCUCCUGGCAGAUGGAGACCCCGUGCAGGACUUCAGCCUGGAUCCAGUCUCCGGCGUCCUCUCCACUGCACGCGCCCUCGACCGGGAGCGGUUGGCAUCCUACCUGCUGACCGUGGUGGUGCGGGACCACGGCAGCCCCCCGCGCAGCGCCACCAUGGCGGUCAGCGUGCGGGUGCUGGACCUCAACGACAACGCCCCGAGCUUCGCACAGGCCUCCUACGCUGUGGAGGUGCCAGAGGACCUGCCCGUGGGUUCCCUGGUGCUGCAGCUGGUGGCUGAGGACCCCGACGAGGGCACCAACGGGCAGGUCUCCUACUAUCUGGGCAACGAGUCAUUGGGUGCCUUCCAGGUGGAGCCACAGAGCGGGCUCAUCCGCAGUGCCCUGCCGCUGGACCGCGAGCGGCAGGCGGCCUACAGCUUCCUGGCCACGGCAGUGGACUGGGCGCCGCGGGAGCCCCGCAGCGCGGCUGUGCGCGUCACCGUCACCCUGCGCGACGUCAACGACCACGUGCCCACCUUCCCACAGAGCCCGCUCAGCCUUGCGCUGCCGCGCCACGCCGCACCCAAGCAGCUGGUGGCCACCAUGAGGGCAGAGGACCGGGACGCGGGCGCCAACGCCUCGGUGCUCUACCGCCUGGCGGUGCCCAACCCUGCCUUCAGCGUCAACUCCUACACGGGGGAGAUCCAGCUGCUGCAGCCCCUGGCUGCCCUGGGCCCACGCCAGCGCACCCUCUUUGUGCUGGCCGCUGAUCUGGGGCAGCCUGCGCUCUCCUCGACCGGCGUGGUGCAGAUCCUGCUGCAGGAUGAGCCCCCCUGGGGACUGCGCUUCACCCGCGGGGCCAGCGAGGUCACCCUGCCUGAGAACCCUGCCCCAGGCACGGUGGUGGCCACACUGCAGGCGGCGCACGCCGGAGGCUCCUCUGGCCGCAUCAGCUACAGCAUCGUCAGCGGCAAUGAGCAUGGCGCCUUUGGCAUCCAGCCCAGCUCAGGUGCCAUCUCGGUGCGGGACCCCAGCAGCCUGGACUUCGAGGCCAGCCCCCGGCUGCGCCUGGUGGUGCAGGCAGAGACUGCAGCGUCCUUGGGCUUCACGGCUGUGACCCUGCUGCUGCAGGAUGCCAACGACAAUGCCCCCCGCUUCCAGCUGCUGCACUAUGUGGCCUUCCUCCGCGAGUCCCAGAGCUACCACUCGCCCCUCAUCCAGGUGCUGGCAGAUGACCCGGACCAGGGAGCCAAUGGGCAGGUGACCUAUGGCAUCGACCAGGCGGUGCCCACUGCCGGCCUGUUCCACAUCAACCCCCAGACUGGCACCAUCAGCACGGCUGCCAUCCUGGACAGGGAGAUCUGGUCCCAGACGCGCUUGGUGCUGACCGCGACGGACAGGGGCACGCCGCCGCUGGUGGGCUCUGCCACGCUCACCGUGGUGGUGCUGGAUGUGAACGACAACAGCCCGACCAUCCCAGUGCCCGCCGAGGUGCGGGUGCCCGAGAACACGCUGCUGGGCACCCAGAUUGCCCAGCUGACAGGCAACGACGUGGACUCGGGCCCCGCGCUGUCCUACACGCUGGCAGCGCCGGGCGAGGCCGCGGGCACCUUCGCGGUGCUGCGCUACGGCGGAGCGGUGGCGCUGACGGCACCGCUGGACCGCGAGCGGCAGAGCCGCUACAGCCUGAGCCUGCGGGCGUCGGACGGCAGCCACCAGGGCCAGGCCACCCUUGCCGUGCUGGUGGAGGACGUCAACGACAACGCCCCCAGCUUCAGCCAGCCCUUCUACCAGGUGACGCUGCCAGAGCACACCCCUGCAGGCAGUGCCAUCCUCACUGUCAGUGCCACCGACCCAGAUGCGGGCAGCAAUGGGGACGUCACCUUCCGCCUGGCUGUGCCCAGCCCUGAUGUCGCCAUCGACCCCAGCAACGGGACUCUCUUCACCAUCCGGCGCCUGGAAUUUGAUGCCCAGCAGCCCGCCCUGGAGCUGGUGGUGGAGGCACACGACCAGGGCUCGCCCAGCCUCUCGUCCUGGGCCGCGGUGCAGCUGCAGGUGCUGGAUGUGAACGACCACAGCCCUCGCUUCCAGCUGCCGCGCUAUGAGGCCAGCGUGCCCGAGGACCUGCGCCCAGGCACCACGGUGCUGACGCUGGAGGCAGGCGACGCUGACCUGUCACGGGAGAACGGUGCCUUCGACUACACCAUCGUCAGCGGCAACAGCGGCAACGCCUUCCAGCUGGAGAGCAGGGCGGGCUGGGCCGGGGGCCGGCUCCGCGCGCAGGGCGCCCUCGUGCUGAUGGAGCCUUUGGACUUUGAGGCGGUCCAGAGCUACAACCUGACGGUGGCGGCCUCGGACCGGGGCCUGCCGCAGCGCAGCACCACCGUGCCCGUGCUCAUCACCGUGCGCGACGUCAAUGACAACCCUCCGGUCUUCGCACGCACCGAGUACCGCGCGGCCGUCAGCGAGGCUGCGCCGCCGGGCACCGAGCUGCUGCGCCUGCAGGCCCACGACGCUGACUCGGGGCCGCGCGGCCGCGUGCGCUACAGCAUCACCUCGGGUGACCAGCAGGGCCUCUUCCGGCUGCACGAGGCCAGUGGUGCCCUCAGCCUGGCUCGGCCGCUGGACUGCGAGGCGCAGGCGCUACACGCCCUGGUGGUGCGGGCCACGGACGAGCCGGGUGGGCACUUCGCCCUGGUGCCCGUGGCCAUCGAGGUGAAGGACGUCAAUGACAACAAACCCUACUUCCCACUGGCAGUGCUGAGCGCUAGCUUGCGUGAGAACCUGCCCCCUGGCACGCUGGUCGCCACGCUGCACGCGGCGGACGCUGACCGCGGCGCGUUCGGGGAGCUGCACUAUGCAGUGCUGGAACAGCCGGCGGCAGAGCCCAGCGUGGGCGAGGGCCGCGAUGCCUUCGCCGUCAACAGCAGCUCCGGGGAGCUGCGCUCGCGCCUCUCCUUUGACUACGAGCGGACCAAGGCCUUCCAGCUCCUCAUCAGGGCGACCGACGCUGGCAACGCCUCGGCCACGGUGACAGUGCAGGUGCUGGUGACGGGGGAGGACGAAUACGACCCCAUCUUCCUCAGCCCCUCCUUCAGCUUCGAGGUCCCCGAAGGCGCCCGCAAGGGGCAGAGCAUCGGACAGGUGCUGGCGACUGACGAGGACGAGGGGGCCGACGGUGUGGUGCUGUACUCCCUGGCCAAGCCCUCGCCCUAUUUCGCCGUCAACCAGACCACGGGCACCAUCUACCUGCGGGCAGACAGCCAGCCCCAGGCCAGUGCGGGCCGUGCCAAGCGGGAGCCACGCGAGAUGAGCCUGGAGGUGUGGGCGCGCGGCCCCCUGCCCACCUCGCGCUCGGCCUCGGUGCAGGUCACCAUCGAUGUCACCCACACCUCCUUCGGCCUGGCCCCGGACCUCAACCUGCUGCUGGUGGCCGUGGCCGCCUCCCUGGGCGUGGUGGUGGUGCUGGCCGCCGUGGCCAUCGUGCUGGCACUGGUGCGCUCCCGCCAGCGGCGCGGCAGCCCGAAGGCGGAGGGGGACAAGCCGCUGGGCCGCGGGCAGAGCGGCUCUCUGCAGAAGCUGGGCCGCGAGGAGCCGCCGCUGCCCGGCGCCGAGCACAUCUACCACCAGGCGCUGCCAGGCUACGGCGCCGAGCCGGCCGGGCCCUACACGCGCGGCGGCUCCCUGGACCCCUCGCACUCCAGCGGCCGCGGCUCGGCCGAAGCCGCCGAGGAUGACGAGAUCCGCAUGAUCAACGAGCACCCGCGCGUGGCCAGCAUCACGGCCUCCCUGCAGGAGCACAUCGCGGCCCGCGGCCCCGACUCGGGCAUCCAGCAGGACGCCGAUCAGCUCUCCGACGUCUCCUGUGAGCCCGCGGCGCUGGACGGUGCCCACUGGUUCAAGAGCAAGAAGAGCUCGGGGCUGCUGCUGCCGGGGCCGGCCCCGCAGCUCUACCGUGACGACGGCGGCGGCGGCGGCGCCUUCCUGGGCGUGCGCUGCGGCCCGGGCGUGUCGGCGCCGGCCCAGGACUACGCCUUCCCCGAGGACGGCAAGCCCGCAGCCGAGGGCUCCCUCACCGCCAUCGUGGCCAGCGACGAGGAGCUGCGCGGCAGCUACAACUGGGACUACCUCCUCAACUGGUGCCCGCAGUUCCAGCCGCUCGCCAGCGUCUUCACCGAGAUCGCGCGUCUCAAGGACGAGAGCUCCCUGCGCAAGCCCUGCCCGGCCAAGCCCAAGGCGGAGCCCAAGCCCCGCAUCGACCCCCCGCCCCUCAUCACCUCGGUCGCCCACCCGGGUGCCAAGUCGGUACCGCCCAAGCCGCCGCCGGGCAGGACCUUCCCGCACCUGUCCUCGCUGCGACGCUCGCCCAUCAGCCACGAGGGCUCCAUCUCCUCCUGCGCCAUGUCUCCCAGCUUCUCGCCCUCGCUGUCGCCGCUGGCCGCCCGCUCGCCCGUGGUGUCGCCCUUCGGCGUGGCGCAGCCGCCCUCGGCCUCCGCCAUCAGCGCCGAGCACUCGCUGGAGCCGCCCGAGGAGGCCGAGCUCCGCAUUUAGGACUCCCGCCCCACGCCACGGGGCUGAGCCCGCUCCCUGCGGCCGCGCUGGGCGUCCCUGUGCCCUCCGGGGCUGCUGGCCGCUGACGCUCCCCGCAGGCUGGCAGGUUCUGUGCCAGGCUCAGUGCCCAUGGACCGCUGCUGCCAGGGCCAGAAGCCCACAGCCGCGGCUCCUUGACAGCACUGGCAGGACGGUGCCA